This is a messenger RNA of Fusarium oxysporum Fo47, 2005 nucleotides long. RefSeq names its product major facilitator superfamily domain-containing protein. The coding region runs from base 77 to 1831 and encodes 584 amino acids. Gene Ontology annotation, biological process: transmembrane transport. Gene Ontology annotation, molecular function: transmembrane transporter activity. The record is from RefSeq and is a predicted model, not a curated record. The transcript has a single exon. Lineage: Eukaryota; Fungi; Ascomycota; Sordariomycetes; Hypocreales; Nectriaceae.
CUCCCCCUUGCUUUGCUGCCUGAACCUCAGCUUGUUUCAAAAUUCUUCACUCUCCCCUCCUCAUCACCACCAGAAAAUGUCCUCAGAAACAGCGCCGCUUCUCGGCGCUCCUGAACAACCAAGCUCAAGUGACUUAUCACAAAAUGCCGCGAGGCCUGCUAAUCCUAAGAGACUUUCAGCGGGCGUGGCGCGCAUGGCUGUUGUCUCCAAAAACCUCACCCGCGCACAUCGGAUUUGGCUCUUUACGGGUAUUUUCCUCGUCGGGUAUGCGUAUGGUUUAGAGAGUCAGGUUCGUUUGGCGUAUCAGUCUUAUGCAACGUCGAGUUUUGAUCUGCAUUCGUAUCUUUCCACGAUCAAUGUCUUGCGCAAUGUUAUCGCGGUGGCGGUUCAACCUACAGCGGCCAAAGUGGCAGAUGUCUUCGGCAGGUUCGAGGUCAUUGCCAUUUCAACAGUUCUUUAUACCCUCGGAAUCGCCAUCGAGUCAACUGCGCCAUCAGUCGAGAUCUUCUGCACCGGAUCGGUAAUUUACCAAACGGGAUAUACAUGCAUAGUCCUGCUUUUGGAAGUUCUCAUCGCAGACUUCUCAUCUAUGCGAGCGCGUGUCUUUUUCAGCUAUCUCCCAGCAAUCCCAUUCCUCAUCAACACCUGGAUCAGCGGAAACAUCACUUCUGCGGUAUUGAGCACGACGACUUGGAGAUGGGGCCUUGGAAUGUGGGCUAUCAUCUACCCCAUUGCCUCACUGCCUCUCCUAUCAUGCCUCUACUUUCUUGAGAGGAAAACCUGGGAGUCUGAAAGCGGAAAGGAGAGCGACGAGAUUGUCUUGGUUUCUCUCAAGACCAAGAAGGGCAGGGCAGAUCUCUUUCACCAACUCGAUAUUGUCGGCCUUGUCCUUCUUGUCCUCGCCUUCUCGCUCAUUCUAGCCCCUUUAACCGUCGCUGGCGGUACCGCUAGCCACUGGCGCAGUUGGUACAUCAUCCUCCCUCUGGUCCUAGGCUUCUGUUUCAUGAUCGCUUUCAUCACUUGGGAACAACGCGGUGCUCGUCAUCCUCUCAUCCCAUUCCAUCUGCUUCGCGAUAGAGGCGUCUGGUCGGCCCUGGCAGUUCGAAGUCUUCUUAACCUAGCAUGGUGCACGCAAGGAAACUACCUUUACACGAUCCUCAUUGUCGCCUUUGACUUUUCUAUCGAGAACGCAACCCGUAUCAUUUCAUUCUUCUCAUUCUUUGGAGUCAUCACUGGAGUUCUAGCUGGUCUUGUCAUUUUUAAGAUCCGUCGACUCAAGUUUAUCAUUGUUGGAGGCACACUGCUCUUCAUGGUCGCAUUUGGCGUUUUAAUCUUAUACCCUGGCGGAGCUUCGACAUCUUCCCAAGACGGAAUCAUCGCGGCGCAGAUUCUUCUCGGAGUGGCGGGCGGGUUCUUCGCUUAUCCGACUCAAGCAUCUAUCCAAGCCUCGGCAACUCGAGAGCACGUGGCCAUUCUCACAGGUCUCUACCUCUCAUUCUACAAUGUCGGAAGCGCCCUAGGUACAUGUCUUUCAGGCGCUAUCUGGACUCAAACUCUUUACAAAGCUCUGAAGCAUAACCUAGAUUUCCAACCCGACGAAACCCUUGCCAAGAGAAUUUACAACUCGCCUUUUGCCGUGAUGCCAGAUUACCCAGUCGGAACGGCCAUUCGAGACGCGAUUAUCAGCAGCUACAGUUCCGUACAGAGACUUCUUUGUAUCGCCGGAAUUUGCGUUUGUAUACCCAUGAUAAUCUUUGCCUUGGCAUUAAGAAAUCCGAGGCUGUCGGAGCAGCAGGUUCAGACGGAGGAUGAGGAAAAUCACGAAGAUUAAGGAGCACAGCGUUUCAGAGACAACGGCUCAUAGAGGAGGAUGCAUACACUUGACAGCGACAUAUCGAAUCACUCACGCAUUUGCAUUUUAGAACUUAGAAGUAGCCUUUUAGAAGCAUGAACCUGCAUAGCAUUUAACGGUCAAAUGAAUUUCAACGCUGAACUCAAACCUUCU